Molecule: messenger RNA, 303 nt
Organism: Gossypium arboreum
Lineage: Eukaryota; Viridiplantae; Streptophyta; Magnoliopsida; Malvales; Malvaceae
Exons: 2
Coding region: 1-303 (100 amino acids)
Source: RefSeq, a predicted model, not a curated record
AUGGCGUUGAACGGUGGCCUUAGAUCGGUUUCUAAGAUUCUGAAUUCUUCGUCUCAAUCUCUUUUCUCCAAGUCAACAGCCAAUAGGGGGAUUCAUUCAACUGCAAUUAAGCGGAUGGGGGGAGGCCAUGCAAAUGGGCAUGAUGAACCAUAUUACCUUCACGCUAAGCAUAUGUACAACUUGGAUAGGAUGAAAAAUCAGAAGCUGAAGAUGUCUCUUGGUGUUUUCCCAGCUUUUAGCAUUGGUGUUAUUAUUCCCAUCUACGCUGUCAUUUUUCAGCAGAAAAAGACUGCAUCGGGCUGA